ACAACAAGCUCAGUGAGGUUCACUUUUCCGCUAAAAAGCAAGAUGAUGAUAAAGUUGUCUUCCUUUCUUGUAAUCGUCGUCUUCAUCCUCCAACAGGUGCCAGGCUGCCACACGUCCUGCCUCAUAGUGGGCCCUGUAGCCAACUGUGCCUUCAAGAAUCUGCAUUGGGUUCCUGUUCUGCCUCCCAACAUCACCCACCUGUACCUGGAAAUGAACCACAUCAGGGAGCUCAACGCCACCUCUUUGUCUGGCCUGGAGGUGCUACAGGAGCUGGACCUGGGUCGCCAGUAUUCACCCCUUGUAAUCAGAGACCAAACAUUCAUUCGGCAAAGACGCCUCAAGAAGUUGGUUCUUGGCUUCAAUGUCAGACUUCAAUUGGAGCCUCACGCCUUUUCAGGAUUGUCCAGUUUGCAGAGUCUCCACCUGGAUUACUGUGGUCUUGAAGAUUCCAUCCUGCAGGGCGACUUUCUGAAGCCGCUGACGUCUUUAGAGACACUUAACCUCUUUGCUAACCACAUAAAGAUAUUGCAGCCUUCAACGUUUUUUGCCAAUAUGACCAAUCUGAAACAUCUGAAUCUAAAACUAAAUCGUAUCAACAAAAUAUGCGAGCCCGACCUGGCCACUUUUCAAGGGAAGAACUUUGAAUAUGUGAAUUUGGAGUCAAACAGCCUUCAUGUUAUGAACAGCAGUGACUGGCAUGAUUGUGGGAAUCCUUUCAGAGGAAUAUCCUUCAAAACUCUUGACUUGUCUCAUAACGGCUUGAGUAUAGCCAAAUUAAAGCUGUUUUUCAAGGCCGUUGUAGGCACAAAGAUCUCCCAUCUCAAGCUAUCAGGACACAUUGGCAAAGGGUUCUCAUUUAGCAACCUUCAGGAUGUAGACAGAAGCACAUUUGAAGGCCUACAGAACAGUUCUCUCAGUUUUCUUGAUCUGUCUAAAAACAGGAUAUUUGCAGUCCAAAAAGGAGUAUUCAGUCUCCUACCAGACGCUAAAAUCAUUGACCUCUCAGGUAACAAAGUCAAUCAGAUACACAAAGGUGCCUUUGAGGGCCAGGAAGGUUUAAAGGCGCUCAACCUGUCUUGGAAUUUACUCGGGGAAAUCUACUCCCACAGUUUUGCUCCUCUAAGAAACUUACAAGUGUUGGAUUUAUCGAGUAAUCACAUCGGCGUGUUGGGCUUUCAGGCGUUCAGAGGACUUUUGAGUCUAAAGGUUUUAAAACUGACUGGAAACUCUCUAAGGCAGCUUGGAUUCCCCAGUCCUCUGCCGAGUUUACACCAUCUCUAUUUGAAGGACAAUAAAUUAACAUCGAUGGACGGUUUCUCUGUAUUUGCCUCGAAUAUCACAUAUUUAAACAUCGAAGGCAAUAGAGUGGAAAACCUGCUGGGAGUUAAGCUGAAACACCUCCGGCAGCUCCACCAUGGAGACAACCCAGUCAAGUGGUGCUCCACACCCCGAGGGGUGGGCAGUGUUGAGGUGUUAGAUCUCCACGGCAUAAAUCUGCAGUCCAUGUGGUCUCAAGGCACCUGCCUCAACAUCCUCAACCAUCAUGUGGUCAAACUUAACCUGAGCUCCAAUGCCUUACGUGCUCUUCCUCAGGGCAUCUUUAAGCAUCUCACCGCACUUAUGGAGCUGGACCUCUCAUCUAAUGCCUUAACGCAUCUCCAGCCUCAUAUAUUUCCCAAAAGCCUGAAGUCACUUCAUCUGGCAGAUAACUUCAUAGCGUCUCCCGAUCCGACCGCUUUCAGUUCUCUCGGCAGCCUCGAUUUAAAGAUGAAUCGAUUCCGCUGCGACGCAAACCUGAGGAGCUUCUUGACAUGGCUGAACAAGACAAAUGUAACCUUCUUAAAUCCCGUUGAAGAAUUCAGGUGUGAAUUUCCUGUUGGUUUUCAUAAAGUUCCUCUUUUGGAUUACCACACUCAUCUUCUUGCCACUGAAAGCUCUUAGCAGGGAUUUUUACAUUUAGCAUUUAAGAGUGGUUACCAAAUUUGAUAUCUUAACACUUGUACACCCCAGUACCCAAAACAGGCAUUAAAUGUGUUUAUUAAGUGAUAUGAUUGUUCAGUUUAAACGUCAAAGGUAAAAAAUUAUACCGGAAGGUUUUGACAACAUUUCUUAUAUCAAAUUGCAUUGUGUUUUUGACAUAAAAAAUAAAGUAGGCACACUUUCUUUUAAGACCUCUUUCAGUCCCAUUGACUCCCAUUAAAACUGCUUUUUAAACAGACCGUAAUCUUGGCAUAUUACUAUGUCUUUUCCAUUAAAAUAAAAAAAUUAUAAAUUGGAAAAAUGUACUUCAUACUGGAAAAACUGGGUCAAUUAUGUCACGCCCUAUAACAGCGGUUCUCAAAUGGGGGUACGCGUACCCCUGGGGGUACUUGAAGGUAUGCCAAGGGGUACGUGAGAUUUUUUUUUUAAUAUUCUAAAAAUAGCAACAAUUCAAAAAUCCUUUAUAAAUAUAUUUAUUGAAUAAUACUUCAACAAAAUAUGAAUGUAAAUUCAUAAACUGAACAUCAAAUCAAGUAGGCUAUUCCAUUCAUUACCAUAAAUCCAGAGUUUCCCUCAUGCCAUGAUGGUUUGACCCUCACUAAAAUGUCUGUCAAAAAGAACUGUGAAAAGAAAUGCAACAAUGCAAUAUUCAGUGUUGACAGCUAGAUUUUUUUGUGGACAUGUUCCAUAAAUAUUGAUGUUAAAGAUUUCUUUUCUUGUGCAGAAAUGUUUAGAAUUAAGUUCAUGAAUCCAGAUGGAUCUCUAUUACAAUCCCCAAAGAGGGCACUUUAAGUUGAUGAUUACUUCUAUGUGUAGAAAUCUUUAUUUAUAAUUGAAUCACUUGUUUAUUUUUCAACACGUUUUUAGUUAUUUGUACAUCUUUUUUUCCAAAUAGUUCAAGAAAGACCACUACAAAUGAGCAAUAUUUUGCACGGUUAUACAGUUUAAUAAAUCAGAAACUGAUGACAUAGUGCUGUAUUUUACUUCUUUAUCUAUUUUUUUCAACCAAAAAUGCUUUGCUCUGUUUAGGGGGUACUUGGAUUAAAAAAAUGUUCACAGGGGGUACAUCACUGAAAAAAAUCAAUCAAUCAAUCAAUCAAUCAAUGUUUAUUUAUAUAGCCCUAAAAAAGGUUGAGAACCACUGCCCUAUAAGCCUGAUUUUAAUUUCUCGAAUUAGUGAUUGUACUGUCUAAAAAUUUUAAUUUUUAAUUUUGUUAAAAAAAAGUAUUUACUAUCUGUUCAAAUUAUUUUAUUUUAUUUCUGAUUAUUAUUAUUAUUUAUUUAUUUUUGUAUUAUUAUUAUUAUUAUUAUUUUCUUUAUCUAAUUGAUUUAUCUGUAAAUAUAAUUAUUUUGUUUUCUUGAUGUUUUUUUCUUUUGGGGGGGUGGCAUCGUUGGGAUAUAAACAAAAAAAUAUUUUGGCAUUUAGGCAGACAACAGAUAUAUGAUGUAAUGGAUAGGAAUGUCUGAUGCUGGAUGUCAAUAAAAAAAUUAAUGGAAAA
Messenger RNA from Nerophis lumbriciformis (worm pipefish), 3479 nucleotides. NCBI's taxonomy places the organism in Eukaryota, Metazoa, Chordata, Actinopteri, Syngnathiformes, Syngnathidae. The record is from RefSeq and is a predicted model, not a curated record.